Durusdinium trenchii is the source of this 813-nucleotide messenger RNA. Lineage: Eukaryota; Dinophyceae; Suessiales; Symbiodiniaceae. The record is from the annotation of a GenBank genome assembly.
AUGACGGCCGCGCUGAUCAGCGGCGUGGCGGGCGGAUGCGCGCAGGUCAUGUACAUUGUUCCCUUGAUGUGGCUUCGAACCAUCAUGGAAUACCAGUACAAGAAUGGGCACACCAUCAAAGAAGUGGCCAGCUCCCUCUACAAGGAAGGCGGCAUUCGUCGCUUCUACCGUGGCUUUGUGCCGGCCAUGCUGCUGGCGCCCACCGCGAGGUUUGGUGACACCGCUGCCAACGAGCUGGCGCUCUCUAGUCUAUCGCAUCUCGAGUGGCCUUUGGCCAUGAAGACCUUUUGUGCGUCGGUGACGGCCGCCGGCUUUCGCGUGGCCAUUUUGCCCUUGGACGCCUGGAAGGUCAUGAAGCAGGUGCAUGGCAAGGCUGGACUGGAGCAUCUCAUGCAGAAGGCGCGGCAGAAUCCCUUGGCGCUCUGGCAUGGCGGUAUGGGAGUGCUCUUCACCCAGGGCUUUGGCCACUACCAGUGGUUCUACACCAACAAUCUCCUCCGGGAAACCGUGCCCGAAUUCGACAUGAGGUAUGGGAAACACGUGCGGAACGCCUUCAUUGGAUUCACUUCCUCUGUGGUGGCCGACACCUUGUGCAAUCCCAUCCGGGUACUGAAAGUGAACCGACAAACCUCCUUAACCCGGACAGGCUACAUGGAGGCAGCACGCGGCAUCAUUACGCAGGAGGGUUUCCUGGGGCUUUGGUCGCGAGGUCUGAAGACUCGGAUCUUAGCCAAUGGUAUCCAAGGCUCUCUCUUCACAGUGGGCUGGAGAUACUUCAUGGACUUGUUUAAUGCAUUCAGGGCCGCAGCAUGA